Molecule: messenger RNA, 2134 nt
Organism: Etheostoma spectabile (orangethroat darter)
Lineage: Eukaryota; Metazoa; Chordata; Actinopteri; Perciformes; Percidae
Gene: rassf7a
Product: Ras association domain family member 7a
Exons: 8
Coding region: 488-1864 (458 amino acids)
Biological process (GO): signal transduction
Source: RefSeq, a predicted model, not a curated record
GAUAGCUUGACACCAGCUAGAGAGCACUUGUUGACGUCGGGGACCAGAGGAUGAGGCACUCGGUUGUCCGUCGUUUCAAGCUCGACUACUAAUUCCAUUGCUGUGGUGGAUCAGGUAGCCCGUGAGCACGACACACAGACAGUGACAGGGCUGUGUGGCUCUUCCUCCUCUCCCUCUUCUCCUUUUUCAUCGGGCGGGCAGUCACAGAGACCAUUAGUCUGCAGGAGGGUGUUGUCCAACUCCAACACAGAUUCACGCGCAGUUUCUCCAACCGCACCUGGUCUGCCGGACUAUGACCUCAUUCCAGGAAAAGGAAGAAAAUCACCUGACAGACUCAUUUGUUUAAUCAGCUGUUCAUGUGAGGCAACAGGGUGGCUAUCUCAACCCUCAGAGUCAGCGCCAUGCAGUGUUGAGUUGAGUCAAGCCGAGCUGAAGAGAUCUGUGUUGAAGACCAUCUAACCCUUCACCCCGUCCCACCUGGUCCCAGAUGGAGCUCAAAGUGUGGGUGGACGGAGUGGUGCGGGUGGUGUGCGGCCUGUCUGAGGAGACAUCCUGCCAGGAUGUAGUCAUCGCUCUGGCCCAGGCCAUUGGUCAAACAGGCCGCUAUGUUCUGAUCCAGCGUCUUAGGGAUACAGAGAGGCAGCUGUUGGCUACAGAGAAGCCUCUGGAGUCUCUGGCUAAGUUAGGCCAACAUGGCGCUGAAGUUCAGUUCUUCCUGCGCCGUACUGGCCCUAGCAGCAGUGACGGACCCAGCUCAAAACAGGACACACCAACUUUACCCCAACUGCCCAAGUACCCCGAGCCAGAGCCUUUGAAACGCAGCCAGCCUAAGAAAGCACUCACCUUUAACCUGGGGCCAUCCACCUCUCCUAAUAACAAAGCCAAACAUUUUAAGAAGUCUCCUCGGGACUCUCCGGAGCAAAGAGCCUCCCCUUCUCCCAGCCCUGUAUCCCCUCAUAUUCCAUCCAAAUCCCCGUCCCCGUCCCCGUCCCCGUCCCCAUCCCAGUCCCCAGCACUACCUAUAGGCCCUUCCAAAGAGGAGGUUUUUAGGAAGGUUCUACAGCAACAGGAGAGACUGAGGGCUAUGGAGGCCCAGCUAGAAGCCGUAGAGAGGGAGUCACACACCUGGGAGCGUCCCAACCCAUCUCCAUGUCCCUCACCAGUUUCUGACACUCGCUUGCAAGAAGAGAUGGACGCUCUGGAGCAAGCGGUGCGGAGGAACCAGGCCGAGCUCGCCCAUGAGCAGUACUGGGAGGAGGAGCUUCAGGCAGAGAUGGAGAGGGAGCGAGGAAUGAGGAGGAAGCUGGAGGAGCUCCACGCCAAGCUCGACGACUGCGGACGGCGGCUGCACAAGUUCUCUGUUCGCUCUGCUCAGCUGCAGCAAGAGAUCCAGCGGGAAAGCCAGACGGAAGGGAAAGCCAACAGACCCGAGGAAUCCCUCGAUGCCGUGAAGGCAGAGCUCCAGAGUCGGGAGAAUCACGGGACAGAGCUGGAGGAGCAGCUUUCUGAGACUGACAAGGCUCUGGGGAAGGCAGAGUCUCUGAUGCAGGCCAAACAGGAGGAGCUGGAGGAGUUGAAUAAGGAGCUGAGGCAGUGUAACCUGCAGCAGUUCAUCCAACAGGCAGGUGUCCUGCAGGCGCACGCUCACUCCCGCACAGAGCUUCAGGAGCAGCUGGAGCAGUUCGAACUGGCACAUCUUCUGCAGGAUGGAUACAGGAAUGGAAGCCACAGCGUAACUCAAGUGGAAUCACCGCCUCGCCCCACUGCCAAACAGUUCCUGGGACAUCCACGCAACCUGCAAAACCCUCUGGUGUCCAGUCUCAACCCUGAGGUCCUGACAUCCCGAGAGUCGUCAUGGAGAUAAAACAUGGACCGCAGGGCCAAAGGAAAAGUUGUUCACUGUUCUGUCACCGUCACAUCUUAUUUAACCCCUUUCUUUGUAACUCAUUAUUUAAUCGACCAUGAUAUACAUACUGUAUAUACAUAAGACAAAUAUAUUUACAGAGAUUUGCUACUGUAAACACUGCAAAGUAUCUGUAUGAAAUGUAAAAUAAUUUAGAAACCUUUUACCUAGAGCAAUUAUUACCAGUACUGUGUAUUUAAAUAUAAUAAAAAUGUGCAUUGUGUUUUAGAU